GAGCCCUUCAGAUCGCCCGCUGCGUGGGCCGAUCCUCGCCGCCUACGUGCCUUCCUACGUCGCCAUCCCCACGCCGGCGACCGAAUAAGAGUCAUCGAUCCUCAUAACGUGUGCUGUCGAUCUCGGGCAUUUGUUCUCUCCUUCUCCUGUUCCUGUUCUCCUUUCUCCUUUCUCCUCUCCUCUCCUCUGCUCCUCCUCCACCGCAAGGGACAUUGUCUCAGCCUCCGUUCCUGCUGUCCCCAGGAAUCUCAGCAACCAGAACAAUUGCACUAUUGGUGGCGCGUCUCGGAAAUGCAAAAACAUCUUGCACCAAGCUGGAGGAUUGGCCGAUAAUUGUUUCAGUUCUUUAGUUUACGUUUCUCGCUCCGCUGCAGGUCGGCCACCGCUCAAAUCGAACCCUCCCUCAGCGCUACGCCAUAAUGGCCGUCCGUCGCUUUCGUCGCAUCACCAUCCUCACCUCCCUCCUCGGCAUCUUCCUUCUCUACCACUUCCUCUCGAUCCGGCCGGAGCUCUAUACUCGCAAUGGCCUCUCCCAGCCUCGCGCCCCCAGCAACACCCCGAAUGCCGCCCCGAAAGAGAUACCCGAAUGUCCCCCGCUCGAGGGGAUGGAAGAUGUGCUGGUGGUGAUGAAAACCGGUGUCACCGAAUCCCUCAGCAAAGUCCCGGUACACUUUCAGACCACCCUCCGCUGCAUUCCCAACUAUAUUAUCUUUUCCGACUUUGAGGAAGAAAUCGAAGGCGUCAAAGUGCACGACGCGUUUCUCACAAUGGACAACACGGUCAAAAGUACGGUCGCUGACUUCAAUCUCUACAACCGGCUCCGCGAGCAAGGUCGUGCGGGGCUGGAGUCGGCCGACUUUGCCGAUGAAGCGAACUCGAACAUUGGCAAACCCAACAAUCCGGGGUGGAAAUUGGACAAAUGGAAGUUUCUUCCGAUGGUCCAACAGGCGUUAGCACAUAAAGACAAUGCCAAAUGGUAUGUCUUCAUGGAAGCUGAUACGUACAUUUCGUGGCCGACCCUUCUCCAAUGGCUGUCGCACUUCGAUCCCCAAGAGCCCCACUACAUUGGCACUGAAACCCAAAUUGCGGACGUCAUUUUCGCGCAUGGCGGUUCCGGCUUUAUUGUUUCGAAUCCGGCGAUGCAGCUGGCCUCGAAUGAGUACGCGAGCCGCACCGUGGAGUUGAACGAAUACACCGACUGGCACUGGGCUGGUGACUGUGUCUUGGGCAAGGUUCUGGGUGACGCAGGGGUUCCAUUGCAUUAUUCAUGGCCGAUUCUGCAGAAUUCGAAUGUGGGAGAACUGGACGAGUUUGCCAAGGGCUUCUACCGGAAACCGUGGUGUUUCCCGGCGGUAGCGUUCCAUCACCUGGCGCCUGGGGAGAUCCAGUAUCUGUAUGAGUUUGAGAAACGGAGACGUCUCGAGACUGAUAGCUCCAUCCUUCUCCACCGCGACGUCUUCAAGGAACUCAUCUUUCCUGAGCUUUCCAACGUCCGCGAUGACUGGGAUAACUUGUCGGACCAGGAACAUCCAACCAUCACCACUUUCCAUGAAUGUCAGACCCUCUGCUCCAGCUCGCGCGACUGCGCGCAGUUUGUCAUGCGGGACGGCAUCUGCUUCACCGGUGAGACACCCCGACUGGGGAUCCGGCGACCGACGGCUCGAUCGGGGUGGAUUCUGAGCACGAUCGAGCACAUGAUGGACCACGCGCCGCGGUGUUCUCGACCGGACUUUGGACUAUGAUUCGCGGGCGAAUUAUAUUAAAAUGUGGGAGUAUUAUAGAUUCUGCAUUCAGCUAGCAUUGCAUCGCGUGCAGGCGUUGGUGGCUUAGCAUUCUCUGGCGUCGGUUAUACAAGUUCCCAAGCAUAUAGUCCUUUAGUACGGAGUAUGGAGUAAACGACAUAUCGUGAGUUUUACUAAUAUUCAGAUU
Aspergillus ibericus CBS 121593 is the source of this 1929-nucleotide messenger RNA. RefSeq names its product glycosyltransferase family 31 protein. Gene Ontology annotation, molecular function: glycosyltransferase activity. The transcript is spliced from 2 exons. NCBI's taxonomy places the organism in Eukaryota, Fungi, Ascomycota, Eurotiomycetes, Eurotiales, Aspergillaceae. The record is from RefSeq and is a predicted model, not a curated record. The coding region runs from base 420 to 1742 and encodes 440 amino acids. Gene Ontology annotation, cellular component: membrane.